GCAGACUAACAGACCUGCCGCGGGAGUCAGGACUAUCCACUGACUGACAACCGGCCAGCCAUGGGCCAGGAUUAUUACUCUGUGCUCCAGAUCACUCGCAAUUCAGAAGAUGCUCAGAUCAAGAAUGCGUACCGGAAACUUGCCCUUAAGAACCACCCGCUGAGAUCCAUUGAGCCAGGUGCAGUGGAGACAUUCAGGCAAAUAGCAGAGGCCUACGAUGUGCUGAGUGACCCUGUGAAAAGAGGCAUCUAUGACAAGUUUGGAGAGGAGGGUCUGAAGGGCGGAAUUCCUCUGGAGUUUGGAUCGCAGACCCCAUGGACAACUGGUUACGUCUUCCAUGGCAACCCAGAAAAGGUUUUCCAUGAGUUCUUUGGAGGAGAUAACCCCUUUAACGAGUUUUUUGAUCCAGAAGGAAACGAGGUAGACUUGAAAUUUGGGGGGCUCCGGGGCCGAGGGGUCAAGAAACAGGAUCCUCCAAUCGAACGAGACCUCUACCUGUCCCUGGAGGACCUAUUUUUUGGCUGCACCAAGAAAAUUAAGAUCUCCCGAAGGGUGCUGAACGAGGAUGGGUACUCCUCUACCAUCAAAGACAAGAUCCUCACUAUCGAUGUAAAGCCUGGUUGGAGGCAGGGCACACGUAUCACCUUUGAGAAGGAAGGGGACCAGGGUCCCAACAUCAUCCCAGCCGACAUCAUCUUCAUUGUAAAAGAGAAGCUACACCCUCGCUUCCGCAGGGAGAAUGACAACCUGUUUUUUGUGAACUCCAUCCCCUUGGGCAAGGCUCUGACCUGCUGCACUGUAGAGGUGAAGACCCUAGAUGACCGUCUGCUCAACAUCCCCAUCAAUGACAUAGUCCACCCCAAGUACUUCAAGAAGGUGCCAGGGGAGGGGAUGCCACUGCCGGAGGACCCCACCAAGAAGGGGGACCUCUUCAUUUACUUCGACAUCCAGUUCCCCACCCGCCUCACACCCCAGAAGAAGCAGAUGCUGCGCCAAGCGUUGCUGACAUAACGUAAUUCGUAACUCGGGUGGGCUGGAGGCUGAGCAAGGGAAGGGGAAAGUGAGCGGGGCCUGACCCCACCCCUACCCAGCCUCAGGGUGUGCAGGGGAGCCUGCCCACUGCACAGACAGGACAUGAGGACUGGAUGGCAUGGGACUUUUGAACUGACACAAUAAAGUUUUAUUUCCUAUCC
Molecule: messenger RNA, 1193 nt
Organism: Capra hircus (goat)
Lineage: Eukaryota; Metazoa; Chordata; Mammalia; Artiodactyla; Bovidae
Gene: DNAJB13
Product: DnaJ heat shock protein family (Hsp40) member B13
Exons: 8
Coding region: 61-1011 (316 amino acids)
Cellular component (GO): cytosol
Molecular function (GO): protein-folding chaperone binding
Source: RefSeq, a predicted model, not a curated record